Molecule: messenger RNA, 3802 nt
Organism: Ylistrum balloti
Lineage: Eukaryota; Metazoa; Mollusca; Bivalvia; Pectinida; Pectinidae
Product: kelch-like protein 28
Exons: 3
Coding region: 62-2002 (646 amino acids)
Molecular function (GO): protein binding
Source: RefSeq, a predicted model, not a curated record
UCGUAAACAAGAAGGAGUCCAUUCAAGUUUCUACGCUCUGGAGCGAUGUUAGACAUGCCUAAUGUCUGGAUGUGACAACUUCGGACCAGGCAGUCCAGACUCCUGGCUGUCUGAGCGCGACAGUGUGGAUUACAAUGUCUUCUACAAUAGCAUGGACUCCAUGGUGUUCCAUAAUGAUGUGCAUAGUUCACAGUUCCUGAAGGAAAUGAAGGUGCUUUAUGAUGACGGCCUGUUGACAGAUGUGACCCUGAGUGUGGAUGGACACAAACUGCCUGCUCAUCGUGUGGUACUGGCAGCUGCAAGCCCCUACUUCAAAGCCAUGUUUACACUGGAUCUGAAUGAGAGUAGGCAAGAUGUAGUGGAGCUGUUUGAGGUGGACUUUGAAUCAGUGAGCCAGGUUGUGACUUACGCUUACACAGGGACUCUGGAAAUUUGUCAAGAGAAUGUUCAGAAUUUGCUGGCAGCAGCUUCAUUAUUUCAGAUCAUUCCAGUUCAAAAGGCCUGUGCAAGAUUUUUGGAAACCCAGCUUGACAAUAAUAAUUGUGUUGGCAUAUACUGCUUUGCCCAGGCUCAUAGCUGUCUUUCACUGCAAGUUAAAGCAAGGGAACAUAUCGAAAAAAACUUUAUGGAUGUUUACCAGUGUGAGGAAUUCUUACGACUUCCUGUGGAUAAAGUUAAGGAAAUUGUUGGCAGUGAUGAACUAAACGUUGACAAAGAGGACAUUGUCUUUGAAGCUGUAUUAGCUUGGGUUGGAGCACAGGAUGGGCGAACUGGUUUUCUUGGACAGUUGAUGACACAGGUUCGAUUUGGUCUCAUUUCUUUACGAUUCAUGCAAGAAAGGGUGAUGAAAAGCAAUUCAAUGCUUAGUGACCAGAGUUGUGUAUCUCUUCUACAAGAUCUGAAGGAGUUUGAAAGUAAUCCUCAUUCCUAUCAGGGACAGAGCACCUUUAGCUUGUCUUUGCGUUCUGGUAUGAUUAAACCUGAGCACUGUAUGUUACUACUGGGAGGAACAGAGAACCGUCGACCUUACAUUAAUUGUUACAACCCUUUAACAAGAGAGGCCUUUUUUAUGAAUGAUUUCCCUGUUUCUCGAAGAUAUGGUGAUUUUGAUGUGGAAAGUCUGGCUGGUGUUGUUACUGACAAAAACACCUUGUUUGCUGGAGGUGGAAACUAUAUUUAUCAUUCUGACAGUGGUGAGCACUUUGACUCCGAUGAUUCCUUAGAUGAAUUUGAAGAAAGGGUUGUAAGUAAAGAUUUCUAUCGCUAUGACAACGAUCACAACAAGUGGAUGGCCUUGUCUCCAAUGUUAUUUCCCAAAUCAAACUUUUCUCUGGCUUCUUUAGGUGGAAAAAUAUAUUGUUUUGGGGGUCUGACAGAGAAUCAGCAUCCUACUGAAAUCAUUGAGGUGUAUGACAUUGACAAGAAUCGAUGGAGUUAUCAAGGCAUGCUCCCUACCUCACUGGUAGAUCUGGCCUGUGUUGUUCAUGAGGAGCACAUAUUCCUACUAGGGGGACGUACAGGUGUUGGUGCACAUAACUUAGUUGUCAUGUACCACCCUGUCAAAGGCCAGUGGAUCACAAGGGCUGGAAUGCUCACUCCCAGGUUUAAUUUCGGUGCAUGCAUUGUUGAUGAUGAGAUCUAUAUUGCUGGCGGUCAGAUCUAUUCCCAAAGUUCUCACACUAUUAACAGACAAGCUCUCAAGUCUGUUGAGAUAUUUAGUGUGGCAAACAAUCAGUGGCGUCCAGGCCCAGAACUUCCUGAGGCAAUAUACAAUGUGGGGCUUGCUGUUGUAAAUAUGGCAUUGUAUGCAUGUGGUAUGACAGAAAGUGCACGGCUUACACACCCAACAUAUCGCAACAUUGUGUGUCGGCUCGACUUUAGCCGUGGUCAGUGGGACAUUAUAGAACAAACCCUUUGUGAUACCAGGAACUACAAUUGUAUUGCAGCCAAGCUCCAUACUAGGAAGCUGUCACAGGUGUUCCGUCCUGAGGUAGAUACAUAGCCAGGUUUUAAUCAUCAAUUACAUUAGUUUGAUACUAAACCUGUAGGUUACUCCCAGGAUUCUGGUGAAAUUCUUUGGGUGGCAAAGAAAAAAUAUACCACAACAAACAUCUGUAGUAACAGAAGGCUGAUAUAACAAGCAAAGCUCAAAAUUGAAUUUUGUCUUUAAGUUUUAUUUUAUAUGGAAAUUUAUAUGGAAAUAAAUAAAAUGCAAAUUGUAUGGACAUCCUCUUUCUAUGUACCAAAUUCAAAACAUUUCAUAACAUAUUAAAAUUGAUUCAUAAACUUCUUUUUUGUUUUGUGGUGAAAAACUUUUAAGUACUAAAUAGCAUCAGCCAAUCAGCUCUGCAAAAUAGUUAAGUUUUGACCCCACCAUUUCUUUUUGAGUUAAAACUGAUCGAAUAAAUGAAAUGUUAUGAUCAUAAAUCAUGACUAUUCAAGAAAUUUCCAGAUAAUUUCUGUAACCAUGUAGUACCAUUGUGAUUGUGUAGACAUGUGGUAAUCACUACAUAUUAAAGAUGUAAGAGAUAUUGUAACAGUGGUCAUCAUUUGAUAGCAAUGAAACCCAUAACCUCUGGCUUAUGCUCCACUGAUGAAGAAACGAUCUCUCUAGCUUAGAAGUAUAUUAUGGCUAAUAUUUACAAGGGUUGUUCCUUUGAUACAGGGUCCUGAAUACUUCACUAUUCCUGUGUAGAUUGGACCAGAACUUAAUUGUCCUCCACACUCAUCAAAUAACUGACAGUACUGAAUUACCUUUAUAUGAUAAAGGUUUGUAUGUAGCAGAAUUUGGUUAUGGUAAAUCCUGUUAUAUUAAGAUCUACACGUUUGUGUCUCCUCUAAUCAGCCCGAGUCAUAAGGGACCAUAAUCUGAGAUAUGAAUGCAGUGUCUCUAUUGAUACAUUUUUGUAGGAUGAAAUAUACUUUGUAUACUGUACAACAGUUGUGUAACAUUCACUUAAAUUUCAAUUUAUGGCUGCUCUUUGCUGUAAAUAAAAACAGUGCUAUAAGAUACUUUAUUUAUCAUACUUCUGCACAUACAGAGAUCAUAUCCUUGAGAGAUAUUUUUGUUGUCAUAUACAUGAGGAAUAUGAAUUUCACUUUUAUAUAUCAUACAGGGUAAAGAUGAGGACUAGAGACAAUACUUGAAAACAAUACAGUUUUGAAACUAUGCCUAUCAUAUGAGAUAUUUUGUUUUUCUGUAUACAAAUGUAUGAAAUAUUUUUGAGUGAACAUAGAUCUGGAAAUGUUAAAGAUAUGGAUUUUCCUACAUAGACCUAACUAACUACCCAAACUGAAAUUUAGGACUUUAGAUAAUUGAUCACAGAAGUGUUUAUUAUUUUUUUUGUAUAAACUGUCAGUGAAGUUUAGAAUGAUGAAGGAAAAAAAGCAAUGAAUAUGGCCAGACAAGUUUGUGAAAUGCCUGAUUCACUGUUGAAUAGAAAGCAGGAGAUAGCUGGAAAUCUUUUAUCAUGAAGUUAGAUUGUAUAUAUUUAAGAAUUUAAGACAUAUUGAACACCAAAGCAUGUUGAGUAUGAAAGUUGUCUGUUGUCACUAAUAUUUGUUUUUAAUUUAUGGUUAAUCAACUUUUAUGUAUUUGUAUAUUUGUACCUACUUACAAUAUGAGUGAUGUUUUUUUACAAUCCUUUGUAUCACCCAGAGGCAUGUAAACUAAUGUUGUAUAAAGUUUUAUAUGUAAAAUUGACAUGAUUAUGUAACAACCAAGGGAUAAGAUGUAUUUUUUUAUCAAAAAUAUAUAUUGUGUAUACUCAAAGCACUCUUGUUUUUUAAAAAUAUAUAAUGU